Messenger RNA from Centruroides sculpturatus (bark scorpion), 2367 nucleotides. RefSeq lists its product as uncharacterized. The record is from RefSeq and is a predicted model, not a curated record. NCBI's taxonomy places the organism in Eukaryota, Metazoa, Arthropoda, Arachnida, Scorpiones, Buthidae. Bases 1 to 2367 code for a protein of 788 amino acids. The transcript has a single exon.
AUGACAACUAAGUCCUUGGACUUGUCGGCCCUUGUGAGCACCAGAUUGACGAGUUAUAAUUGGGCAACGCCGGCCAAAAAGUAUCGAGCCCUAGUCCUGAAGAUUUGCAGGAACGAUGCAAAACUUGGAUUUUUGACGGAUUGCAAAAAAUGCAAUGUCUUUCCAAUGUCGAUUUGGAGAUUACGUUUACCCCAAGGAUGUGCCUCUCUACUACCUAAACUACGUGCAGUAUGCUUAAGAAAAGCCAUCCGGUCCACACGACGAAGGAGAUUCUACUUGCUUAAAGUACUAAUUGAGCUAGAAAACGAGAUGUACGAGCUGGGACCACAAGUUUUAAAGGAAGCUAACCUCCGAGUUGUAGGCUUAGCUAAUCAAGUGUCGGUUAGAUUACGGAAGAGAUAUAAGAAAAAAAUGGACUGGAUCAAAAUGCACCAAGAAUGUCGUAAAACGCAGCUCAACCCUACAAUUAUAUGCUGGGAUGACAUCACACUUCCAACAUGCUUGAAAGAAGCAUGUAAGUAUGGACCUAAGUAUGCACCACCACCUAAACUUGCUCCUGGAAAGAUUAUGCCAGAAGUCGAGCAUGCUAUAGAGGGACUUAGUAAGAUCAAAAAAGAAAUGUUUAGAUGGGAAGUGGCGCUUAAAAUCAAACAAGAUUAUAGUAAAAGGGAUUGCGACACAAUCUGGGCAAGCAUCAAGAAGAGUCGGGAAUGGCUGAAAGGUAACAGUCUGGUGCUCACAAGGGCCGACAAAUCCAAGGACUUAGUUGUCAUGAAAAGAAGCACUUACGACGAUUUUCUGUUAAAGUACAUCAGUGAUACUAAUUGUAUUAAAGCGCAUGCACGCGCUCUAGAAAGACAGCAGGCAAGAGUUAAAAGAUUUGCAAACACACCAUUGGCUAAAGAGCUUGGUUUGACGAAGAUAAUAGUUCACGCACCGUCAGCACCUAGGCUAUUUGGAUUCGCCAAAAUCCAUAAAAAGGAUAAAAGCUUAAGGCCUGUCGUUGAUAAAGGAUGCGCCCCCACAAUUUUAUUGGAAAGAUUGCUCAAUGAGUUCAUUCACAAGUACUCACCCCCACAUCGAUAUAGCGUAAAACAACCGUUAGAGCUUAUACGAAAAAUGGCAAAUAUAAAGUCCCAAGAAGUUAAGUAUAUGACCGUAUUGGAUUUCAAGGCGUUGUACCCUUCCAUCCUGUUAGAACCAUGUUUUUGCCAUUUACGGGAUUUCCUUUUAAGCAAGAUCAAGCAUCCAGAAAAGAAGAGAAAGCAUAUUUUAGAGUUAACGCAUCUAGCAACUUUUUCUUCUAUUUUUAACUUUAAAGGCGUCACGUACACGCAACAGAAGGGCGUCGCCAUGGGAAGCCCAAUGGCGGGUACAUUAUGUGAGAUGGUGUUAAGAACGCUAGAGAAUACCAUUGUGCCCAGUUACGAAAAGCAAAUCCUACUAUAUGCAAGGUAUGUCGAUGACGUGGUUAUUUUAUGGAGUGUCAAACCCAACUUACAGCAUUUCAUAAAGAGCGUUAACGACAACAAGUUCGGCCUCGAAAUUGAACUAGAGCAAGAAAGUAAUACAUGCAUACACUUUCUGGAUUUAUAUAUACAAAUUGACAGCAAAGGGAAUUUUCUCACUAAAGUCUAUAGAAAGCCUACGUACAACCCGAUAUUUAUCCCAUGGAAUUCACACGACCCGCCUAAGUAUAAGCUAGCUGCAUUCCGGGCGCUCAUCGCGCGAGCUUAUUCGCACUGCAGCAGUACCCAGGACAGAAACGAAGAGCUCUGUUAUAUCAAUAAAUUAGCUAAGAGACACGGGAUUAAUACUAAAGCUAUAAAAAGCCUAUGUAAGACACGUAGCAAGAUGAGAAGUCUACAAAAUACAGAAGAGUUCACAACGAUGGAGUACAAGGCCUCGCUAAGCAACGUAUAUAGGCGAAUAGGAGCUGCUACAAAGAAAAGAAUAAUAUACAAAAGGAGUCCCACUAUUUAUCAGUUGCUAAGGGCAGACAAAGAUGCUGUGGACAAGAACACUAUUCCAGGAGUCUACAGAAUCCCGGUUACAGACACACGGAGGCAGAAUAUGAUGUUCUACAUCGGAGCUACCGGAAGAUCCAUCAAACAAAGGCUGUUAGAGCAUCAGAGAAAUAUAAGAAAAGAACAGCCGUGCACAGCGCUGGCGACGUACGUCUUAGUCGACCCACAAGAGGUCAAAGCGGAGUGGGACCGUGCUAAAUUGAUACAAAUAGUACGCGACAAAAAGCACCUCAGAUACGCUGAAGCCUGGCAUAUCUGCAAAACAAGCCAAAAAGGUUUAGCUAUCAACUUCCGGGAUGCAAGCAAAGUAUCGGCAGCAUGGCGAACAUGCAUACUAUAA